CCGAAACCGACCGGCCGAAGAUCGCGCCCAUUGUCUUUUUGACACCCGAGUACUUUUACAAACAGAUUUCAACGGCUCCUGCGUCAUCUGCCUGCAAUCUACCGAGCGGACAAGGGCCCUUGUUCGCAGAGAGCAUGUCGGGGCAUGGAGCUACAGCAACCGGAGACCUCUUACCGUCCGUGUCGAUGACCUCCGCAGCUAGCACUCCCUCCGGUCAACAUCUUGGCCCGAUGAAUCUAUUGGAAGAUCACGUCGCGCCGACAGAUCCACACCACCCAGCUACGACUUCGACAGGAGGGGCAGCUUUCGCCACAAGCACUCUCGCUGCUGCAGAAGCGAACUCCGGAACAGGUGUCUCGAACAUCAUGAAACUACAGUUGGAUCAGUUCACGCACAUCAUUCUAGACGAAGCCCACGAACGAGACGAAAAGCUCGAGCAGCUCUUUGGCUUCCUCCGCAUCCAUCUGUCGCGCCCGCGCUACGCCGCGAUUAAGCUGAUGCUGAUGUCCGCGACGCCAAAUCUGGAAGCGCUACUGCAGUAUUUCGAACCUCUCGGGUUCCACAGCUUCGGAGGCACCAAAAGGGGUAGAAGAAAGGCAAAACACUCUAGUACCAGCAACCGGCAGGAUGAUCCUGCAGUAAACCACGGAGUGGAAGCCGCGUCAGUAGACACAGCUGAAGUAGGACCACCUGUUAAUUCCGCGACAGAAAACGAAACUCAAAAUGAAGAAGAAGCUAUAGACGACGGUCGUUCUGUCGCAACGAAGCAAAGCGACGGAGCGCCCGUCCUCCCGGAAGAAGGUGAACGCGAAAUACCGAUAAAACCGGAGAACGACCCAAAAGACCGCCGGGUGCUCUGCGUCGAGGGCAGAACUCCGUUUCCGGUGGUGACGCGGGACUUUGAAAGUGAAACGCUACGAGCCUUGGAGGAGAUGACAGAUAUUCGAUGGCGAAACAAACAACCUCCAUCACAGGAACCAGGAGUUGUGCAAGUAGGCGCGACGAGAUUUCCGGCAUCCAGUCCUUCUCCACCGUGGCACCUGAUGGAAGAAGCUAGAAAGUUUGUUUCUUUAUUGCGCCGAACAAGAAGCCGUGAGUUGCAAUGUAAGACUCCUGGUACUACUAGUGCUAUCCCAACCGACUUCACUUACACUUCCUACAACGAUUUCGAUUUUUCCCACGUCCCUUUUGUGCUCCGCUUGCUCCUCGCCAGCAACGGACCGGUGUUCCGAGACACCCGAAUCUUGGAAACCGUGCAACGCGAGGGCGCGAAGCUGCUCGUCUUUCUCCCCGGGGACCCCGAGACGCGGGACUGUUUUGCCAAAAUGCAGCGGGUUCGAGCACGAGCUGUGGGGAGUACUACUGCCAACAUCUCUUCGGCGACCGGUUCUGCUACUACUUCGACCACGAGGGCGAAGAAGAAAAAAACGAGCAAAACAAUUGACGUUCCGAGUCUGAAGGAAGAGCUGGAGGGCGUGUUAAAGUUUGACCACGUCCGUAUUGACCAGAUCCACGGCAUGCUGCCCGGGGCGGAUAACGAGCUCGC
Molecule: messenger RNA, 1546 nt
Organism: Amoebophrya sp. A120
Lineage: Eukaryota; Dinophyceae; Syndiniales; Amoebophryaceae
Source: the annotation of a GenBank genome assembly